Yarrowia lipolytica CLIB122 is the source of this 489-nucleotide messenger RNA. RefSeq lists its product as uncharacterized. The record is from RefSeq and is a predicted model, not a curated record. Gene Ontology annotation, cellular component: mitochondrial envelope. NCBI's taxonomy places the organism in Eukaryota, Fungi, Ascomycota, Dipodascomycetes, Dipodascales. Gene Ontology annotation, biological process: mitochondrial electron transport, cytochrome c to oxygen.
AUGUUCGCCCUGAGAAGAUCUCUGCUUUCCGCAGGCCGAAUCGCUCGACCCCAGCAGGUUGCUCGAUUCUCCUCUGCCUCUGCUCUCCUGCAGCACAAGGCCGUCAAGCCCGCCGAGAAGCUCUCCGAGGUCACCGGCCCCGAGUCCCUGAUCGGAACCUCCGCCGCCCCCGGCACCGUGCCCACUGACCUCGAGCAGGAGACCGGUCUGGCUCGACUCGAGCUGCUCGGUAAGAUGGACGGUAUCGACAUUUUCGACCUCGGCCCCGUCAUCCGACCCCAGCACUCCGUCAAGGGCACCCCCGACGACCCCAUCUGGGUCCCCACAUACGACAACUCCCGAAUCGUCGGCUGCUCCGGUACCCCCCACGGCUCCCACGAGGUCCAGUGGUUCCACGCCGGUGUCGAUAAGGUCGGCCGAUGCGACGAGUGCGGCGCCGUCUACCGAGCUUAUGAGCUUGGCGCCGAUGAGGAGGCUCCCCACCACUAA